GCCGAGAUGCGCUGAACCUGGCGGCAGUGUAGUGUGUUGGGGGCCAGCGCGAGGAGGCGGCGGAAGUGCGUCCCUUUUGUCCGCCCGUGUCGAGCAGCUGAUUGAAACGUGUGCGAUGUUGUGCCUUCCGUUUCGUCAAGUAACUUCGCGACAGUGCGGAAUUUUGACGCAAGUGAAGAUAUUCAUUGAUUGUUUUUAAAACACAACAUGUAGAGUAUCAAGUGGACCGCAGUGUAUUUACUUUCUUUUUCUUUGUAUUAUUUAUUUUGUCUGCUUGCAGUCUGACAAGGCACUGCCGGUCUCGCAGUUCCAGGCAAUAUGUCUGUUAUGCUUCGACAGAAUCAUUGGUGCUUUGUUCGGAAAGUGAACGGCCUUUCGUACGUCGAGAUGUAAUACCCGCGUUCAAAAAUAGGUUUUUAGUGUUACCGACACAUUGACUCAACCCCCAAAAUGUAAUGACACAAAUUGGAGCAACAGCCGUUUCUUCAAAGGAGGGUGCCCCUCAAAACACACGCCGUACGGCUAUUAUGAAACGGAUAAUGCGACGGUACAACAUCACCUUUUGUUUUGUUUUAACGUGUGCGCUGAUCCUCAUUACGUUGUGGAUAAUGAAUGAAGACGCUGGGGGUGGCAACGCUGGCGGUUUACUUUACCGCGUCGCGGCGCCCAUCUUAUCGUUGGGGGGUGUCGGUAACAUGAGUGACGCCAACGGUAACGGCAUCUCCUGUUACGAUGAUGAAGGUAGCAAUACCGUAGACGAAAUCAGCUCUUCUGCGUCUCCUUCGCCACCGAGAGGAAAGUGUAUUUUUUUUCACGAAACAUCUUGUGCUUCGAGUGUGCACGGUGAAAUUGUGUUGACUGCGAGACAAGCGUGCGCAGUUGAAUCAGCUGCCAAAAUGAACCCCGACUUGGAAGUGUAUUUAUUGUUCACUUCUCCCAUUCAUUUAGGAAAUUCCACGGCGAAGAACAAGGUCCUAACUCAGUUGUUAUCGUAUCCAAAUGUUCAUAUAAGGCACCUUAAUUUCGAGAGAUAUUUCAUGGGUUCGCCGCUGCAAGAAUGGUACAAGGGUGGGGCUCUGAAAGCCAGCAGAUGGCCCAGGUCCCACGCUAGCGACGCCCUGCGCUUCCUGACGCUCUGGAAGUACGGAGGGACGUACUUAGACUUGGACGUCGUCGUCACGAGGUCCCUGGCAGGGCUCAGCAACUUCGCCGGGGCAGAGUCCAACACCGAUGUUGCCGCCGGGGUGCUCAACUUCGGGUCCGAAGGUCUGGGACAAAUGAUGGCCGAGGCCUGCUUAGAUAACCUCCGAAGUGAAUUCCGAGGUGACGACUGGGGUAACAAUGGUCCCGGGGUCAUCACGAGAGUCCUCAAGAAACUGUGUAAAGCGCAGCAGGUACGGGACAUGACUGCAGAGAGGUGUCAUGGGUUUACCGUUCAUCCGCCAGCAGCCUUCUACCCGAUACCAUGGCGUCAGUGGAAACUUUACUUCGACGAAGGCUGCCUGCUCGCCUCCACGCACAGCGCACAUACGAGUACGUGCUUCGGCCAAGGUUUUGCACUGAAUGGAGGAAGGUGCACGUGGCUUCCUGAGCUGCAAUAA
Cryptotermes secundus is the source of this 1601-nucleotide messenger RNA. RefSeq names its product lactosylceramide 4-alpha-galactosyltransferase. Gene Ontology annotation, biological process: glycosphingolipid biosynthetic process. Gene Ontology annotation, molecular function: alpha-1,4-N-acetylgalactosaminyltransferase activity. Bases 456 to 1601 code for a protein of 381 amino acids. Lineage: Eukaryota; Metazoa; Arthropoda; Insecta; Blattodea; Kalotermitidae. The transcript is spliced from 4 exons. The record is from RefSeq and is a predicted model, not a curated record.